This is a messenger RNA of Anneissia japonica, 3612 nucleotides long. RefSeq names its product V-type proton ATPase catalytic subunit A. The record is from RefSeq and is a predicted model, not a curated record. Gene Ontology annotation, cellular component: proton-transporting V-type ATPase, V1 domain; lysosomal membrane. Gene Ontology annotation, biological process: ATP metabolic process; proton transmembrane transport. NCBI's taxonomy places the organism in Eukaryota, Metazoa, Echinodermata, Crinoidea, Comatulida, Comatulidae. The coding region runs from base 141 to 2009 and encodes 622 amino acids. The transcript is spliced from 14 exons. Gene Ontology annotation, molecular function: ATP hydrolysis activity; proton-transporting ATPase activity, rotational mechanism; ATP binding.
UUAAAUCUCGUGGUGAAAACUCACGCGCAUAGACAGCCUAACCUUUGACAUCACAAUAUCAUGUGAGAUUGCUCUACCGAAUUUUCCACCGAUAAGGAGACAGAUUUCUGAAGAUCAUUUGCAAGAUUUAAGACACAAUCAUGGCGGGUGGAAUGGAAAGAACCAGGAAACUGAUAAAGAUUCGUGAUGAAGAUAAGGAAUCCAUGUUUGGAUAUGUGUUUGCCGUUUCUGGUCCUGUUGUAACAGCGCAGCAAAUGUCGGGAGCUGCUAUGUACGAGCUUGUGCGUGUUGGACAUCACGAGUUGGUUGGUGAGAUCAUCCGUCUUGAAGGCGACAUGGCUACAAUCCAAGUCUAUGAGGAAACAUCUGGCGUAACAGUCGGAGAUCCUGUGCUAAGAACCGGUAAACCACUAUCAGUAGAAUUGGGCCCUGGAAUAUUGGACAGUAUAUUUGAUGGUAUCCAGCGACCCUUGAAAGAAAUUAAUCGACUCACAGAAAGUAUUUAUAUUCCACGUGGAAUCAACACCCCUGCGCUCAAUCGUUCCCUUAAGUGGGAGUAUGAAGUCCAGAAUGGAAUUCGGGUUGGCCGUCAUAUCACAGGUGGAGAUAUCUUUGGCGUUGUACAUGAGAGUUCCCUUAUUGAACAUAAGUUAAUGUUACCACCAAAAGCACUAGGAACUGUUACAUGGAUGGCUGAACCUGGAAAUUAUGACAUCACAGAUGUGAUUCUAGAGACCGAAUUUGAUGGGGAGAAGACUGAGCACACAAUGGUUCAAGUAUGGCCGGUCCGUCAGCUGAGACCGGUAGCUGAGAAACUUGCUGCCAAUCAUCCGCUGCUCACUGGUCAGCGUGUACUGGACGCCCUCUUCCCAUGUGUCCAAGGUGGAACGACUGCUAUCCCAGGAGCCUUUGGAUGUGGAAAGACCGUUAUCUCACAGUCUCUGUCCAAGUACUCAAACAGUAAUGUCAUCAUUUAUGUGGGUUGUGGAGAAAGAGGAAAUGAAAUGUCAGAAGUACUUAAAGAUUUCCCAGAGCUUACACUUGAAAUAAAUGGUAAAACUGAAUCAAUUAUGAAGAGGACAGCAUUGGUAGCUAACACCUCUAAUAUGCCUGUAGCUGCCAGAGAGGCCUCCAUCUACACAGGAAUCACCUUGUCGGAAUACUUUCGUGAUAUGGGCUACAAUGUAUCAAUGAUGGCUGACUCCACAUCUCGUUGGGCUGAAGCGUUGCGUGAAAUCUCAGGUCGACUCGCUGAAAUGCCGGCAGACAGUGGCUACCCAGCAUAUCUGGGGGCUCGUUUGGCUUCUUUUUAUGAGAGGGCUGGCAGAGUUCAGUGUCUUGGAAAUCCUAGCAGAGAGGGUAGUGUUAGCAUCGUUGGAGCUGUUUCUCCACCCGGCGGAGACUUCUCUGAUCCAGUCACUUCAGCUACACUUGGUAUUGUACAAGUAUUUUGGGGUCUGGACAAGAAACUAGCCCAGAGGAAGCACUUUCCCUCCAUCAAUUGGCUUAUCAGUUACUCCAAGUAUAUGCGAGCCUUGGAUGAGUUUUAUGACAAAAAUUACCCAGAGUUUAUACCCCUUAGGACCAAGGUGAAGGAAAUUUUACAAGAGGAGGAAGAUUUGUCGGAGAUUGUGCAAUUAGUAGGAAAAGGCUCCCUCGCAGAAUCGGAUAAAAUCACACUUGAGGUUGCUAAACUAAUAAAGGAUGAUUUCUUGCAGCAAAAUGGUUUCACACCCUAUGAUAGAUAUUGUCCAUUUUACAAGACAGUUGGCAUGCUACAGAACAUGAUAGCUUUUUAUGACUUAGCAAGAAGAGCAGUAGAAACAACCGCACAAAGUGAUAACAAGAUCACAUGGUCAAUUAUAAGAGAUAGCAUGUCAGACAUUAUGUAUCAACUAACCAGUAUGAAAUUUAAGGACCCAGUAAAAGAUGGUGAGGCUAAAAUCAAAGCAGACUUCGAUAAGCUACUAGAUAAUAUGCAGCAAGGAUUUAGAAACCUUGAGGACUAGUUUGAAUCAUUCUAUCCAGUAUUGAGCUCCAGGAUUAAUAUUAAAGAAUGAUAAUGCAAUAAGAUUUGAGAACAACAUAGGGAUUAUCAUGUAAUCCAUAUUGGAUUAGAAUCCAUACAUGGGUUUAUUGAAAUAUACUUUAGCAAUUGGAGGAUUUGUGAAUAUGAUAGUGUCAGUAAGAGGAAAUCCAAUAAAAGUAGUCUCAGACUUAUUUGUUUUUUUAUGAUUCUACACAUCAGAGCAGAUGAUGCAGUAAUCCCAGCCAGCAUAUCUUACAGUUGUGGUACAUUUUGAAUAAAGAAUUUCAUAUUAGGGAUUUAAUUAAUUAUAUUAUAGCAUGUUAUUUCCAAGGUAUAAAUUGGAUGGGGGAGAUUGUUUCAUGAUUAGGUAUAGUUGUAUGGUCGGUUGUUGGUAAUAAAGUGUAUCUAUGCUAAUGGAUUAUGUGAGGAUAGUCAUAUAUAGAAUUAUUAAAUGUUAUAUUAGAUUUACAAAAGUAUAUUUAUAAAGACAGGUUUGGCAAUCAGUAGAAUAACUGGAAUAACUGUGGUCUUUGUGUAAUGCGUCAAGUCAAAAUUUUUCUUAAAUGUUUGUAGCAAUAAAUGUUUUAGAAAUCUACUCUUAAAUAUAUUGUGAUAUGUUGAGACAUGAAUCAUCUUUACUACAAAAAUUUUAAUAACAAAGCAUUCCACGUUUUAUUAUUUGUUUUUAUUAUUGUUAUUCUGUUAUUAUAAUUUAUAAAUGUAUUAUUAUCCACAUUAUUAUUGCUUAUAUUAUUGAUAUUAACAUUAAUAAUUGAUAAUUAAUUAAUUAUUAUUAAUGAGGCUGUGUAAGGUAUUCACUAUAAUCUGCCCCAGGAUAAUUCAUUGGAUGAGUACCAUUAUGUUAACAGCAUUAAAUUAAUGCAUAGCAAAAUAGAUGUUCAAAGGAGAACUUCUGACUGGUUAAAUUUUAAAAGAGGGUGUUGUCUCCAAUAUUAAUGCAGUUUUUCUGAUUUAUUACUACUGUAUUAUUAUUUAUACUUAUGAUGGUGGAUUUUUGUAAUUAUAUUUUUAAUAAGAUAAUGGUUCUCUUAUCAGGAGGCUGUUAUUGCAAGGGAAUUUCAUAAGGUCAUAUUGAGGUUGGUGAUCUCAACUGUCCGUGAUUAUUUUAUUAUAUUUGCAUCAUAAAAAAAAUCAGUAAUUGUCUGUUUUGAAAAUAAAAAUAAUAAAAUGUGCAUUUCCUGUUUUUAUUGGAAUAUAGCCUCACCAGGUGUACAGUUUAAUCUUACAGGAACCAUAGUAAUCCUUUUCUAUCCACCGACUUCCAUCUGUUAGGUAACACCUAAAUGUUAAUCCCAUUAUGUGCCCUGCAACCAUCCGUCAGUGAUGUAUCGAUGCUUGCUGGGUGAAAUGCUAAUAAUGAUGUUGGAGUCAACACACAGCCUGUAGGAAGUAAUGGGGAGUAAAUUUUGCAUAUUUUGAUUAUAUAUGCUCAUGCUGCAGGUGUUCUGAAUGUCAUCCAGGUGUGUUCUGAAUUCAGAAUUUUAAAUGUCAACAAAGUCACACAGAGUACACAAUUGCGAUUGUCUGUAUAUCAGUUGAUAUAAAAUAUAUUUGAAAAUAGA